GAGUCUCUCUUCCUUCCCCAGGAGAAGCUGGAGGGCGCUUCCCUGAAGCCGGAGGCCAAGCGCUACUAGGAGAGGCUGGUCAGGCUGGGCCAAAGGAGCGGCCUCCAUCUCCCUGUGGAGGUGCAGGAGAAAAUCAAGAAGAUUAAGAAGAAGCUGAGCGUCCUUUGCAUCGACUUCAACAAAAACCUCAACGAAGAGGCGACUUUCCUGGCUCUUACCAGGGAGGAGCUGGGAGGACUCCCAGAAGAUUUCCUGAACUCCCUGGAGCAGGCAGAGGAUGGUAGACUCAAGGUCACCCUCAAGUACCCCCAUUACUUUCCCCUGAUGAAGAAGUGCUACGUGCCGGAGACCAGGAAGCAGAUGGAAGAGCGGUUCAACUCCAGGUGCAAAGAGGAGAAUUGCCGGAUCCUCGAGGAACUGGUGGAGCUCCGGGCCCAGAAAUCGGCUCUCCUUGGGUUCGAAACGCACGCGGCCUUUGUGCUGGAGAUGAACAUGGCCAAGGACUGCAAGACGGUGGCAGCGUUCCUGGAUGAGUUGGCAGCCAAGCUGAGGCCUCUGGGGGAGAAGGAGCGGGCCGUGAUCCUGGGCCUCAAGCGGAAGGAGUGCGAGCAGCGGGGCCUGCCCUUCGAUGGGCGCAUCAACGCUUGGGACAUGCGCUACUACAUGAACCAGGUGGAGGAGACCCAGUACAGCGUGGACCAGAACCUGCUGAAGGAGUUCUUCCCCAUGCAAGUGGUGACGGCGGGCCUGCUGGGCAUCUACCAGGAGCUGCUGGGGCUGGCUUUCCACCCGGAGGAGGAUGCCCAAGGGUGGCACGAAGACGUCCAGCUGUACACUGUGCAGGACCUGGCCUCCGGAAAGACCCUCGGCAAGUUCUACCUGGACCUUUACCCACGGGAGGGGAAGUACGGGCACGCGGCCUGCUUUGGGCUGCAGCCUGGCUGCCUGCUGGCGGACGGCAGCCGCCAGAUCGCCGUGGCCGCUAUGGUGGCCAACUUCACCAAGCCGACGCGGGAGGUGCCUUCCCUGCUACAGCACGACGAGGUGGAGACCUACUUCCACGAGUUUGGCCACGUCAUGCACCAGCUGUGUUCCCAGGCCGACUUUGCCAUGUUCAGCGGGACCCACGUGGAGCGUGACUUUGUGGAGGCCCCGUCCCAGAUGCUGGAGAACUGGGCAUGGGAGAAGGAGCCGCUCCGGCGCAUGUCCGGCCACUACCGGACGGGCGAGCCCAUCCCGGAUGAGCUGCUGGGGAAGCUCAUCCGCUCCCGCCAGGCCAACGCAGGGCUCUUCAACUUACGGCAGAUCGUUUUGGCGAAGGUGGACCAGGCGCUGCACACGCAGACGAAAGCGGACGCUGUGCAGGAAUACGCCCGGCUCUGUGACGAGGUCCUGGGGGUUCCAGCCACCCCAGGUACCAACAUGCCGGCCACGUUUGGCCACUUGGCGGGAGGCUAUGAUGCCCAGUACUACGGCUACCUCUGGAGCGAGGUCUACUCCAUGGACAUGUUCUACACGCGGUUCAAGCAGGAGGGGGUCAUGAGCUCCAAGGUGGGGCUGGACUACCGGAAGUGCAUCCUUCACCCGGGUGGCUCGGUGGAUGCCUCUGACAUGCUGCUGCGAUUUCUCGGAAGGGCCCCCAAGCAGGACGCUUUCCUGGAAAGCAAGGGGCUGGCCGUGGAGCCGAGCCCCCCGCCCUCCGCGUGCUGAGCGUCUGCUGCCCCCCGGGGCCUCUGGCGGCGGGACAGCAGCGGACGUGGCCCUCUCCCCACCGGGGGGUGCUGGUGGGCCUCGGCAGAAUUAGGGUGUGCUCGGAUUGGAGGGGCCUCUGCCCUUGCGCAGCAGGGGGAUGGGGGGUGCAGCAUUAUUAAACUGCGGUUGAAUUGCUUA
Molecule: messenger RNA, 1890 nt
Organism: Python bivittatus (Burmese python)
Lineage: Eukaryota; Metazoa; Chordata; Lepidosauria; Squamata; Pythonidae
Source: RefSeq, a predicted model, not a curated record